UUUACUCUAAUCAACAUGGCUGACCAUAACACCGACUUUACUUGUCAAAAGAAUACCGCAGAUAUGAAGUUUUUUUGAACUAUCUAAGAAACUAUUGGAGUGACUAUUCAACAGAGGGUAUAGAAAACUGAAUCUCUUCGAGUAAAGUUCCAAUAAUAUUGACACAGAAGGACAUUUCGCGAUACUUCCUACCGUUGUUCUGUGGGUGACUCAUCUCCGAGAUAUCGGUCAUGGAAUAAUAAAUGAAGUGAGAUAAUGAAGGAAAACCAAAAACAAUGCUAACUGUCAAAGUCUAAAAAAUCUGAGUUAUUAGUGAUGUGAAACACAACAUCCGGAUGCCAGCAGCAACUAUGAAUGAAGAAGGUCAGCAAGUCGUUGUUGCAAAAUAUGACUACAAGGCUGAAAAUGCACAGGAAUUAGAUAUAAAGAAACAUGAAAAGCUGGUUUUGUUGGAUGACACUAGGGAAUGGUGGAAGGUGCAAAACAAUCGUCACAAAUCAGGAUUUGUUCCCUCAAAUUAUGUUAAAAAGUCGAAACCUUCGAAGAUUUUCUCUAGCCUCAGAGCAACUCUUGGAAGAAGAAAUAAAAGUGAUACAAAAUUGACUUCACAUAGUCCUGUGGUGAGCCGCAACGGAGAUACAGGAAGUGAUCAAAAUAGUACGAGUAGUGACGUUCAGAUUUGUGAUCCUCAGCCUUCCAUUGUCAAAUUCAAUUAUACUCCUCAGAGGCCUGAUGAAUUAGGAUUGACCAAAGCUGAACAAGUGACAGUGUUAGAAAAGUCAAUUGAUGGGUGGUGGAAGGGUCGUAAGAAGGAUAAUAGUACAGGAUGGUUUCCUUCAAAUUAUGUAGACAUUAUUGAACAAAAUGAAAAUAGUUGUCCCGUGGAGUAUUCAACAGCUGCAAUGUUGGAACCUCGAAUUCAGGAGCAAGAGACUGUUGUUGCCCUUUAUGCAUUUACUGGUACACAAUCAGAGGAACUCACGUUUGAAAAGGGAGAGCGACUUGUGAUUUUGGACAAACCGUCAGAGGACCCUGAUUGGUGGCGUGCUCAGAAUGAACGUGGAAUAGUUGGGCUGGUCCCACAAAAUUAUGUUCAGGUUUUAGAAGACUGUGAAACUGCCAAUAGCCACAGUUCUUCAACACCACAGUCCCAAUCAACUAGUAGUUUAUCGAACACUUCUAAUCUCUCAGUUGUUGGUCCAGGAAGUAGAAAACAGUUUCGUGUUUCUGGUCCACUUGCAGAUAAAGACUGGUAUUAUGGCAAAAUAACACGACAAGAAUGUGAGGAACUUUUGAAAAAGUUUGCUCAGGAAGGAGAUUUCAUUAUACGUGAUAGUGAAUCUGCUAGUGGAAACUUUACCGUCGUUUUAAAAGCUGCAGAAAGGAACAAGCAUUUUCGUGUUAAUGUGAACGAUGAACAGUACCAGAUAGGUCAACAAAAAUUCUCGUCACUUGACCAGUUAAUAGAGCAUUACAAGAAACAUCCGAUCUUUAAACAGGAAAAUGAAAAGUUGUAUUUAGUCAAACCAUUCAUUAUGCCGUCAGAAUUCUGACGGUACAUUAUUACUGUAUUUAUGAAGCAUUUUUUUGAAUUUUUUUAAUUAAUUAUUAAGUGCAAAAGUAUUGGUCAAUCAUAACAUCUUAAUCAUUGUUCUAAUUUGUUUCUGAGAUUUUAACCCAUACGUGAGAAUCCAUAAAAAAAUAGUUGACCUAAAUUUUCAUGUAAAUUGUUAUAUUUUCUGUUUAAUGCAUUUUGAAUCAACAAGGUUAAUGUUGAUAGUAUAUUUACACAGAAACAAGUUCUGCAAAAUGAAACGGUUAUCACAAAGACCAUUUUUAUGUUUGUUUCAUACUUUUUUUCUCUUUCUCACUGUUUAUCUAUUAACUGUUGAAAUAAAAAUUGUAAUGACAAGAUAUAAGUAAAACAAAGGUAAUUUUAAACGAAAGAAGCAUGCACAGUUCCACUAAUUUUGAAAGCAAACAAUUUUAUUUUUUUUAAGUCCCCCUUUUAAUAACAGUCUAAAUAAUUUAAGGAUUAUGUGCCCUUUUUGUGUUUUUUUGUUUUUUUUUUAAAUUCAUUUCUAACACUGACAAACAGUGAAUUAUGAUAAUGUUUAUGUCCCAGCUAGCAUUGUGUUUUUCACUCUAUAUCCAUCCUUUAAAGUUUUGGUUUAACAAUGUUAAAGGUAGUUUAUCAUGAAAGUGGUAGUCAAAUCAACAUUAAACUUAGAACACGUUCAUGUUCAUUAUGAUGUGAACUAUUUCAAAUAAUAAGAUUUUGCAGUUCACUAAGAUGGAAACGUAAUGGUGUGAGCGUGGUAUGACAUGAUUGUGUCCUAUGGACACCUAAUUUUGUUUUUAACGCUAUGCAAUAUUUUAUGUUCUUACAAAGCACAAUAUUACGUAGGCAUUUUAUGAUUAACUGUUGAAGCUCUCAUUUCUUUGCACUUUUGAACUUGCUUAAGAAAGUGAAGGGGGCACAUAAUCCCUAUUAAAUCAGAUGCAAGAAAAUAUAGGAUACGUUGCAUGGGUAGAAUGCUAGAUUUAAAAGGUUUCAUGUAAUUUUUUUUAAUAAAAAAAUGGCCGUUUUUGGUAGUUCAUGGAAAGAAUCAAUUUACCAACUUCCUUUUUUGUAAAGAGAUUAAGACUUAGUUUGGGAUGUAAAAAUGUUAGCACAUGCUACCUACUUGUCUGAUAAUUUGGAUUGUAUGUAGAAAAGGUUUUGAAAUACUAGUAAAUAUUAUCUUUAAAAAUACCUAGCUAGUGACCCAGACUGAAGCAAAAGGAUAUAAUUUGAAUUACCUCCCUUGGGAAAGUUGUAUUGUGAGAUCACAAAAGAGAGGUGAAAGAUACCAUAGGGACAUUCAAAUGUUAAUUCAUAAGGAUAAGUUCACAGAAGACAUGUGUCAUGGAUUUUGAAGUCAUAUUGUGUCACUGUUAAGGUAAAUAGAAGGAAAGAAAUCAAAGCCUAAGGUCCUACCCUCUACUCAAAAAUUGUCUUAUUAUCCCUUUUUAUUAAGAAAAAAAAUUAAAAUUUAUUUUGUUGUUCUGGUAUAAGGUUUUCAGGCCAAAAAUUUCAACAGAGGUAUCUGUACCUACAUUUGUAACUCAUCUAAAAAUUUCAAAAUUGGCUGGAUAAGUGUAAGAAUUAUUCCUUGUUGACUUAUUCAUUUUAAAUUGUGGCUGUAAACAUUAAAAUGUUCCUGUUGUGUUUCUUUCACUAUUUGUUUGUUACCAUGCAGCUUUAGUGAAUUUAGCUUCAACCACUCCAACUUUGGGAGCGGGCAAUAUAUCUAACCUGUCCACUUUGUCCACCCUGUGAGUGAAUGUGCCAUUUCAUUUGUUUUAUCAAAUAACUUGAAAGUAGAAUUCUUUGAUAUAAGCAAUUAAGCAAUUUUAUGCAAAAUUGAAACAAAAUAAGUGAUUAAAACAUAAGUUGAUGGGUGAGAAAAGCAAAAUCCACACAAGUUUUAGUAUAAAACAUUUUAGAUUUUUCUCAUAUUUAUCAUACAUGUUAAUUGAUUUCUCUACUCUCCUUAUGAAAUUAAGCCAUUUGAAGAAAAUGCUUUUUUUUCCCGUUUAAAUAGCCAAUAUACAGUAAAAUAUAUCCAUACUAAAUCUCUGUAAACAGGAAAUCUGUCAAAGCUGUCUGUAUUAUACUAACCUGUAUAUUCUAAACGUCUGUUGAAAGAACAGGAUCUUCAAUUUCUAAAAGAUUUUGGUACAUGUAUAGACAGUUUUCACUGUAUUUCAUUAUAUUCUAAAUCAUGAUCCAAAUUGUGCAUGCAAGUUUUAUAGGUUGUAAAAUGCAUAUUUGUUAGAUUUUUUUUUUCUGGGGCUCAUAUGUCAUUGAGUACAGUCUCCAUGUUCUGAAUUUUAAACCAGCAAUUCCAUAAAAAGAUACACAUUUAAUCAUAUUUUAAAGAUUUUGCAUUUUUCAAGUAAAUUUGAAAUUUAUAUUUAAAUACUGUUAUAAAUAAUGUACCAGUAAAAUCCAUUAGAAUAAUAACCAUUGGUAUUUGCUUGUCAAUAUAAGUAUAGGAAAUAGACUUAAAAAAUGAAAGUAUGUUCACAAACACUUUUAUCCUCUCUUUCAUUUUAAUUGCCAAUUUGUUGAUAAAAGACAUAUUUCAGCUUAGUUCACCAGUUAAUAAAUAUUCUUGAUGUAACUUUUGUUGAUAUGUCAAAUGAGGUAGAAUCCAAGUGCAUUUUUUCAUGGUAUACAAUAUUUUUUGGGGGGUCUCAGCAAAAUGCAAAAUUAAAACAAAAAAUAACAUUAUAACUUAUAGGAUAAACUGUGAUACUAUUAAGUACCUUAGCUGAGAAUUUGGACAACACAUACAUACAUGUAGUUAUUGAAAACUUAUUCAUUAUUUUUAUGGUACAUGUACUAAGAGAUAAAUGUAGUUGUGUGUCAUUGUGUUAUUGAUUACAUUAUGAUAUAAAUACUGUAAUUUUAGUGAGUGUAAAAGUGCAAAUUUUCAUUGGGGUUUUAAUUUCGUUUAUUCUGUGGAUAGAUAUUAUUCAUGAAAUAAGAAUCGUAAAGAAAAAAUUUCUUUAAAGAACGUUAUUUUCUCCAACUUGAAACCACAAAUAUUUUAAACCCCCACAAAAUCAUUUUAGAAAAUAAACCACAUUUUGAAAUCCACAAAAAUAGAGGUUUCUUUAGUAUGUUAAUGCUGUAAUUUAUGCGCAUGAAUAAUUACGUAAUGAUUUUCACUUUUGAUUAAUUGUCAAUUUAAUACACCGAAGUCAAUCUGAUAUGAGUUAUAUUUAAAAUCAAAUUCCAUCCGUAACUGUAUUGUGACACAAUAUUUCUAAUAUAUAAUUAACAUUUAUUCUCAACAUUUAACAGGAUUAAAAUACAAAUUAGCAAAUCAGCAGUGAUUCUUGCACCAAGCACAUAUAUCCUAUAUCAGUGCAUGAUUGUACCACAUAACCCUAUGUGUUUACCAUUUAUUUUAAAUUGCUGAAAAAAGGUUUCAGCAUCAUUUCUAGUUGAAAGUGUCAAGCCUAGAAUUUUGAUUAUUUUUAAUUUCCUUUUAAUAUUAAUCUGUGAAUUUAAAUUCCUGGAAAAGUCUUCUUUUAAUCAUUGGAAAUUGAAAUUCUGACAUAAAAUUUUUAUUAAAUGAAUGCAUAUAAUUUGUUUUAUUAUCCAGAAUGUUUUAAAAAAAUGUUAAGGAUUUAUGUUACUGAAGAUAUAUAUUUUAGAAGUUUCACUUGCCACUAUUACAAAUAUUGUCACAUAACAUGUAAAGGUUGUAAUCCAGUUUAAUACUUUUUUUAGUCAUUGACUUCUGUUACUACAAAAUGUUUAUAUACUACUCAUACUAGUUACUAUGAUGAAGGUUGUCUGCACCCACUUUGUAUCAAUAUUUCAAUGCAUAUCAAUACAAAACGGAUCAAUCUAAUUAACAUUCGAUCUCUAAAUAUCCUCUGUUAAAUUGAAAAUUUGAAAAUUCUGGGAAAUCUCUCAUUUCUGUUUGCUCUGUCAUAUUUUUAUAAUUUUAAAAGAAAAAUUCAACUGGUUUUAUCUCCUUAUUUAUGGUAUCUGCCCUGAAUAAUGGAUAAAGCUAACAGCUGAAGGCGGAAGUAACUUUCUUUUUUUAUUUUCACGGAAAAAUGGAAGAGCUGAAGAAAAUUAUACAGCAUACAUGUACUAGAAUAAUAACUAAUCUCCAGUGUGCAGCCUGGCAUCUUUGAUAAUUUUUUUGAGUAAAAUGUAAAUGCCAGAUUUCUACACAUACUAUUUAUAGCUCUCCAGUUAUCACAAUGUGUUGAACCCUUUAAGAAUUUUGGUACAAGUCUGCAAGUCACUUUUCAGAAGUGCAAAAUGAUAAGUUUGCUCAAACAAAAUUGUUGGUCUAUUUUUUCAAACAAUCAUCCAAUAAGUCUCAAAAUUUCUCCUCUUAUUUUUAAUUAUUGAUUCCAGAUCCUGAAAUAAACAUUAUCAUUAAAUCAGGAAAAGAACAAUUAUAGUAGUGAUUAAUUUAAGUUAAUGAUAGUGCUUUCCGGGAUUUAAGGUUGAAAAACUUACAUGAAGUGUGUGUCCUUUGUGUCAAGGGACUGGCAUGAUUCAUAUUUUUGUGCUAACAUUUUUAUUUACAUGUUUUAAAUUAGAAGCCUAUAGAUAUAUCAUGCAUCAAAAAAUGUUUCAUAUUUUGUCGUCCAUUGACAGUUGAUAAUUUUGCUUAAAGUAGUCCCGUGAAAAUUGAGGAAGACCUCUUAAUUGACAUUAGAAUAUUACAGGGUUAUGUUUUUGUUUCUGGCUAAUAUCUCUUGCAAAUCUAAAAAAAUUGUAUUUCCAUUAAAGAAUAGAUGUAUGUAUUUUUCAAAUACCAAUAUUUUUUUAUGCAAUAAUUAACCAAUAAUAAAGUUGAUUACAGUUGUUUAAGAAUCCAGCAAAAGUAAAGCAUGCACACUAGAGUUGUAAAGUUCAUAAGUUGUUGUGAAACAUGGGUUAAAUGUUUAUUACUUAUCUGGUAAUAUAUACAUUAUAGGAUUUAUUUCAAAAUAUUAUCUCCCCUUGCGAAAUUUGUUUCUUUGUAGUUUUUCAGAAAAAAAUCAUUUCUGUGGCUUAUCACAAAAUUAGAACAUUUACAAUAAAUAUUCAUAUAUAUCUUUUCAUACUCAAUGUUCUGAUUUCCAACAAAGCGACAAAUGAUAUCGUUCAAAUUUGGAUUCAAAUUAAUUUUUAUUACAGUCAUUCAAGUUUUGUUCAUUUACUUGGCCUUUUCAGUAGAUCGUGAUCCAAAAUACUAAUUUUAACCAACAUAUUCAUGUGCCUGUCAAAAGUCAAGAAUGUCAUCAGUGGUUAUCUUAUGUCAUAUCUUAAUUUUUGUUUGUUAAUUGGAGAGAGCAGUAUUAAUGACAGAUCUUUGAUGGUUUUGAAUUAAAUUAUUUCCGGUUUUAUAAGGUUGAAUAAAUUGUCACAUGGUCUUAACACUUUCUAUUUUUCGAAGACCAUAUGUUGACCUGUAGAUGACUUGGUUAUUUUGUGUCAUUUAGUUGCUGUAUUUGACAUACUGUAUACCAUAUACCCCACAUUAUCUUUUAUUUAUAAACAUGCUUACAUAUAUAAUUGUAAAAAACUUAAGGAAAUCAGACAUGGGGGUAAAUGUUAAAGCGAUAACAACCCAGCAAAUAAGUGAACCAAACUAAUCUGAGGUCUUGAAAUGCUGUGUUUUCUCCAGAAUUUUUUUAAUUGGUGCAAGAAAAAUGUUCUUUUCUGUUGGACUAAUUUUUUACAAAGGUAAUCUAUAGUUUUACUAUUAAUGAUAAAUCAUAUUUAUUAGAAUGGUUAUUUCAGUGUGUAUUUCAUAUUCUGCUGGAUUCUUAAAUUAAACUGGCCUAUUACAACAGAAGCAAUAUGUACAUUAACUAAUUCUUGCAAUUGAUCAGUUUCAAUUUGAAUUUUAUGUUGAGCUAUUGCAACAAUUUACGGUAUUAAAAUUGAUAAUGCUCUGGUGGACUAGCUAAAUUCAGGUGAUUUUACCUUAUAUUUACAAGAGUUCCUUCCACCUGAGUAAUUUUAGUUUCAAGGCCAGCGACUCUUUUCACAAAAAAUCUUAGGAUUGAAAUUGAUCAUAAGUUAUACUGAAAUGUGUAUGACUUACAAGUACUUUUACUCUUAAGAUUUUAUGUGAAAAGAGCCGCUGGCCUAUAAGUCAUUCAACUUUACUCAAUAUUUGUCUUGGAAACAUCAAGUAUUUUGAUUGGUUGAUUUCUGGAUCUAAGUACGUUAACCUUACUCCAAAAUUUUAUGACAGUAAGGAUUGACCUUUUUAAAUACAAUUCUUGAUAUAUAGAAUUGACCACAUGCAAGAAAAUUUGUUAACAGUUGUACACUUUCAGUUGUAAUACUAGUCCAUAUUUACUACAGUUAUACAGUUCUUACUUCACAGCAAAAGUAUAUUUGUUUUUGAAUAAACAUGUUUUAAAGAAA
Molecule: messenger RNA, 7945 nt
Organism: Mytilus californianus (California mussel)
Lineage: Eukaryota; Metazoa; Mollusca; Bivalvia; Mytilida; Mytilidae
Product: cytoplasmic protein NCK2-like
Exons: 3
Coding region: 336-1553 (405 amino acids)
Molecular function (GO): protein binding
Source: RefSeq, a predicted model, not a curated record